AUGGAUACAAGUAACGCGAACUCUGUUAUAUACCAAGUUAAAUUCAUUAUUCUGAUUACUUUACAAAUCCCAGGCAUAUUACUCAUGAUCUUCGUUUUCCUAUUCUUUACCUUAAAUCGCGAUACACUAAAAAAACUUCAAAAUCAAGCACUGUUCAUCUUACUUAUAACUAAUUCGAUAAGAUUAAUAGGCACGAUGCCAAUGCCUAUUGAUUUCUAUCGUCGCGGAUAUAUUUUUCUGGCAACAUCUGCUUAUUGUACAUGUUGGACAUUCCUCGAAUAUUCAUUAGCUGUGAUCGGUGAAUACCUCAUGGCUACUAUUUCUGUUCAACGACAUGUAAUCAUCUUUCACCCAAACAUAUUUCAAACACGUAAGAAAUCUAUUUUGUUCUUUUAUCUACCUUUGGCGUUUUCUGUUGCAUAUCCGAUAAUAUUUUAUGUAUAUGCUGUUAUUUUGUAUCCAUGUGACGGCGCCCAAUGGGACUAUUCAAUCGUUGCCUGUGGUUAUAUGAACUGCUAUUACAAUAACAAUAAACUUGCUGUGUUCGAUUGGGUAGUGCACAAUAUUUUACCAAUUGUAAUUAUCAUUUUGGCUAAUGUAACACUAAUCACGAGAGUUAUUGUUGGAAAACUUCGUCGGAAUCAAGCUAUUCAUUGGCGUCAACAGAGAAACAUGACUUUACGACUAUUGAGCAUAUCCAGUUUGUAUGUAGUUGCAUGGUCACCUACGAUUAUCGUCGGACUUAUUCAACAAGCAACUUCAAUCGACUUUGGAGAUGUUCAAGCAGCUUACAUAACAGAUCUUAUUUAUUUAUCUUGUCUGCUAUUACCUUGGGUAUGUCUUGGCCAAUUACCUGAAUUCAGAAAAUGGAUGUGGAAAUAUAUGCGUUGGAAGCGAGUAGGACACGCUUCCAUUGGUCCAUUGUGA
This is a messenger RNA of Adineta ricciae, 927 nucleotides long. The record is from the annotation of a GenBank genome assembly. Lineage: Eukaryota; Metazoa; Rotifera; Eurotatoria; Adinetida; Adinetidae.